CGUCAAUGAACGUCUGAGUAGCCAGGCACUAAAAUAGAACUUUGUUCUUUUUGUGAGGCGUGAAGCGCUGCGAGUCCUGCCUCUCCCGUCUCAUCAUUGCUUUUUAGGAGAAUAUACACACAUAGGUGAUUGAAAUAUGAAUUGAGGUCCAUAUAAAGAAGAAAAAAACCUGAAGGAGGAGAGAUUACAAGAAACAAACUCGGUUUACCCUUUUAUCUGUGGAUUAACUGUCGGUGUAGAGGACCUUGUGCCUUGUUUAUACCUCUAUACAAAUUAACUAGCUAAAUUGACAUAAAUGUUUAAUGCUUUUUGACCUGUCUCCAAAUUAAUAUAGUGGGUUCAGAGUUUGUUUUGAUAUUUCAACCUGCAUGUCCUGAUCGUGUCUGGUGUGGGUGGACAAAAUCAACAUGCGCGCGCGGUGCGGUAAGAUUGAAGAGCAGGCAGACCAACUUUCCAAAUAGUGGAAAAGCACGCAAAACCCACUAGUUGUUAUUUCAAGGAAAAUAAUACAAAAAUGGCAAAAGGAAAUCUGAUGAGAACCAUGCAAACAAACAAACAAAGAAACGACAAUGUGACGCUGCAUCCAGAAUAACUGAAAUAUUUGAAACUGAAACCAAGACAGAGGUGAAGAAGAUCAUGCAACGUGUCAAAAGCAAACUUGAUGAUCUGCCUUCUACGAAACUCAUUGACUUCCUCAGAGGUAAAAUCCAAACAUUGGAGAAAGACAAAAAAGAGAUAGUGGGUGUUUUUGGGAAGACUGGAGCUGGUAAGAGCUUCUUGAUUAACACCAUCUUGGGUGAGACAAAAUUGCUGCCCUCUGGAAACCAAGGGGCAUGCACCUCGGUCAUGAUUCAGGUGGAGGCCAAUAUGACAGACUCUGACUCUAAAUACAUCGCAGAGAUUGAGUUCAUGACAGAGGAGGAAUGGAAAGAGGAUCUAUGGUCCAUCUUCAGAGGCAGAUCUUAUGAGGAUGGAAAUGAUCAAGACCAGGAUGAUGAUGAUGAUGAUGAUGAUGAGGAUGAAAAGAUAUCAGCUUUGUAUGGAAAAGAUGGACGUGGGGCAACCUUAGAAGAACUAAUGGACAGGAAGCACUUCAGAGAAAUUCCAGAGUUUCGUUUAUCAGUCAAGAAAAUAUUUCUAUGUGACACAGCAGAAGAACUCUCUGAAAAGAUCACUUGUUACACACGGAGUGACAUACAGAGUGAUACAUUUAAAAGACAGUAUUGGCCGCUUGUGAAGUGUAUAACCAUCAAGGUGCCAAACUCCAAAGACCUGCUGGAGCAUGUUGUGCUGGUUGAUCUUCCAGGCAAUGGAGACUGCAACAAGAGCAGAGAUGAGAUGUGGAAAUUGUUUGUUGGAAACUGCUCUGCUGUGUGGAUUGUGAGCGACAUUGCAAGAGCAACUUCAGAAAAGGAAUCUUGGGAGAUUUUAGACAGCACCGUUAGUCUCUUUGGACCUGGUGGAGAAUGUCGAAGCAUCAGUUUCAUCUGCACCAAGACAGACGACAUUGAGGAGAAUCAAAAGGCUGAUGCACGUACCUGUAUUUUAAGAAGAAAUGAAACAACCAAGAAGCAAGUGAGGGACAAAUUCAACAAACAAAAAGAAAUUAAGAAACACUUCAAUGAGGAAAAUGAUUUCCUUAAGGUGUUUACUGUGAGUUCCAAGGAAUACGAAAAGGGAAACCAUUUGCAACAAGUAGAGACAGAAAUACCCAAACUUCAGGAAUUUCUCAGAAAUCUCAAUGAUCGUCGCACAAAGACUUCAGAUUAUGUUUCUGGAGCCUAUGGGAUCCUCUCUCUGAUACAAGGAGCCAAAAGCAGCGACAAGACAGACAGCAAAGAAGAGGUGUGCCAGGUUCUGGAACAGAGGCUCAAGGACGAGAUCAAAUCCAUUGGUCGAACUAUGGAUGAGGCUUAUGAGACUUUUGAACGAUGCCUCUCAGAAGGAGUUCGACAGUCAGAAGCAUCAUGCGAGAUAUUAAUGAAUAAAGUGAUAGCACCAGUAAGCUGUAAAAACAAAACGUUAUAACAUUAAGCGCUUUUCCAUUGUCACUAUACAGUAUAUCCUUGCUAGCCAUUUUGUUCUAGUACCAGAGAAGCUGAAAAUUUCAAGACUCAACCAGGACCCCAAAAACGAUUUGAUUACGUUUUGUAACUCACAUUAGAAUGAGAUAUAUUCAGACUGAAAUACAAUGCAUUCAGAAAGUAAUCAGACCCCUUCCCUUUUUCCCAAUGUUAACCUUAUUCUUAAAUGGAU
Molecule: messenger RNA, 2256 nt
Organism: Oncorhynchus tshawytscha (Chinook salmon)
Lineage: Eukaryota; Metazoa; Chordata; Actinopteri; Salmoniformes; Salmonidae
Product: nuclear GTPase SLIP-GC-like
Exons: 11
Coding region: 637-2028 (463 amino acids)
Molecular function (GO): GTPase activity
Source: RefSeq, a predicted model, not a curated record